Molecule: messenger RNA, 939 nt
Organism: Zymoseptoria tritici IPO323
Lineage: Eukaryota; Fungi; Ascomycota; Dothideomycetes; Mycosphaerellales; Mycosphaerellaceae
Exons: 2
Coding region: 1-939 (312 amino acids)
Molecular function (GO): protein binding
Source: RefSeq, a predicted model, not a curated record
AUGAUCGCCAUCCGACCCCCACCCACCACUCUUCAACAAUACGCACCACUCGACCUCCUCCCAGCCGAGCUCCUCCUCGAAAUCAUCCCCUACACCUACACCCCCCACGCCCUCCACUGCCUCUGCCUGACCUGCACCCGCCUCAACAUCCUCGUCAAAGAACACGAAAAGAGCCUCGUCCUCUCCAUCAAGCAAUGUCAAGACUACACCUCCAUCCUCCGGCUCUUCCCCUCCCUCGACACAACCACCUUCUCCGGCCUCACAGUCCUCCACAAACGUCUCUCCAGCCUGGAAGACCUCCACACCCAAUGGCUACACAUCACCUCCCACGGCCCCGAACUGCACUGGCUCAAAGGCCGGUGGGAGGGGAUCCACAAAGCCGGUCUCCUCCUCCUCCACCGCCUCCAAGACACGGGAUCGUACGCCUACAAAGUCGCGUUGAUCAACGGUCUUCCCCUUACGAGUCUCGCCUGCCUCCUCUUCAAACUCAUCUCCUCCAUCAAAAUUCUACGAAUCUACGGUCCGGAUCCCAUCAACGGCACCCACGCCGCGGGAGACAUCCUAACCCGCAGCGACAUCGAACUCGCCUGCGAGGAAAUGCUCCUCUCCCACGGUCCGGAUUUCUUCACCACCCUGCUCAGAACGGGUAAAUCCUCCCCCUCCUCCAACCCCUGCUGGGCAACAACCGCCCUCACAACCGAAAUCGCCGGCAUGAUCUCCCGCCAACUCCCCUCCCCCUCCGGCCUGCCCAAACCCCCCACUCUAACCUCCUGUCUACGCCGCGCCUUUGCCGCCCGCAAAGGCUGCCACAUUUCUCAAAACGUCAAUAAAAUGUGGGAAAUCCUAUCCUCGACCGCUUUCGACGACAUGGAUGAGGGCAAGAUGGUGAAAGUCGUGCAUGGGGAGGAAGUGACGGGGGGGAUGAAGAGGAUCUUUUGA